UUGGGAGGGAAAAAAAUCUGGACAUGGAACAUCGCUUCUCCAGCAGCGAGACCAUAUUUAGCACUGUAAAGCGAAAGCCCUAGCACUCGCUCAGACAUGGCCAUUUCGCCAAUGGCGUUGAGUUCGUCUUUUAUCCACUACUCUCCUCUCCAUUCCAAUAGAACUCACCGACUGUCUGCUGUACCCUCAAUUCAUACUCCCAAAAUUGUUCUGAAAAACUCAAGGCAUUGCUUUUCUACAAUCUCUUGCUCUGGUAGGAAGCCAAUCCCGACGACGGAGGAAGAGGUUCUUCAAGCCGUGUUGGAAUCCGAUGAGAAGAUUCUUCCUUGCGUUCGGACGUACGAGAAUGAUUUGUCUCGGCUUACUCUGGUCGGAGGCGUCGAUUUCCGACAGUCUGUUACGGCAGCUGCGGCUGACGGCGGUGAAGCCGCCUCUGAGCACCUUGAUUCUGGCAUGUCUGCAAUGGUUGUGGAGACUGUAUUUCCGGGAACUUCAGACGAGCAAAGCACGGUCUCGACCCGGCUGUUUUUACCUGCCAGAGAAGUCGAGGAAAAGGCUAGGAAUCUCAAAAAGUCUCUCGCUCAAGAUUUUAAUUUGAGUACCUCAUCCAAAAAUAUACUUGCUAUGACAUUUAGACAAGUAGUAUUGCAACAGCUCUGGAGCUUUGAACUGGUUAUCUUUAUACCUGGAUCUGAAAGGAAUAUGGAAGAUCUUGAAAAUCCAAGAGAGGUUCCAAUGUCUUUCACUCUCAGUUCAUCUGAGGAACGAGUCAUCUCUGUACUUGCAGAAGCUGUUUGCUUGUGCGCUCUUCGAAAUACAGAAGGAAAAUUUGUCAAUGGUACAGCAAGUGGAACUUCAACUAGAUUUUUUGAUUGGUUCCGGAAGUCCACAAUUGUUGCAUCAAAGGAUUCUUCAGUUAUUAUCUACAAGUUAUUGGACAACGAGGUAGCUGAUGCCAAAAGUCUAUUACAAAAGUUUAAUUCAAAUAAGAAGAGCUGGAAACGUAGGAAUUUCCAAUCGAAGAACUAUUGGUGGAUGCCUUCUGAACUCUCUGAACUAGAAAAAAUCGGUGGGGCUGAAUUCAGUGCAUGGGCUAGCGAGUAUGUACCUUCUUACAGGCUACAAAUUGAUGCUCGUCAGUUCAAUGGUUUAAAAUUUGGAGGCUGGAGAGAAUCUGCUGAGAAUAGGUGGGAAGUCCUUUUGACCCACUCCCAAAUGGUAGGAUUGGCGAACAUAUUAGACAUUUUCUAUGAAGAUGUAUAUUCUCUGCCCGAUAAACUACUGCAAUGUGGUGCAAUCGUGCAUUCUGCUAACUUGUUAAACAAAAAGAGAAACUAUUCCUCCUGGGGGUUUCUAUCCAAGACUUUAGCUGGUGGAAUUUUUUUUGUUACUAUUGUUGCUGUUGGUCAAUAUUUUUUGCCUCGCGUUCAUGUGUCUGGGAGGUAUACUGUAGAACAGCCGGUUUCAUCACUUUAUGGAGUUAGCUCUGUGAAAAAUCAGGCUAUAGAAGCAGAAAAGUUGGAAGAAUACUGCAUCUCAGUUGUAAAUAUUAUAAAGGAUGCUGUCGGUUGGCAUGGUGAUGUACACACAGAUAAGAGAGUUGGUGCGUGGAUUGGGGAAGCUCCUGAUUACUUGAGGGUGGUUGAAUCUGAUACAGGUAGUGAAGAUACUUCAUCGGGUACGAUAGAACAAGAUAAUGUUGGAGUGAAAGCUUCUGCUCAGGACAUAGCUAGUUAUCAGGUGGUCUUGUCGACUGAAGGAAAGAUUGUAGGAUUCCAACCAACCAGUCGGGUUGCUGUUAACUAUUGGGCUGCAAAUCCUUUAGCAAAACAAUUAUAUGGCGGGAGGAAUUUGUCCCCGGGCCUUUUUGAAUCUGGGUUAAGGAUCAGACGCCCGAAUGAGGUGAUUGUGAUAGAGUUGCUAUUGUCGGUGAAAACUGAUGCUUACUUUGCUUUGGCAAGGCCCACAUAUUAGUCAAUACCCCGAGUUCGCAGGCAGCAGUAUUUGAUUUGCAGGAACGCCAUUCUCAACAUAAAAUUUGGAUAUUUAGAUACUAAUGCCGCUCCUGGAUAAUCUUACAGGCUUCCAGCCCCUCCUAAAGAAGUUGCCACCCCAUGCAUGCAUUUCGCUCAAAUCUCCUCAAUGUCGUCAAUAUAGAUAGUCAUUCAGAUAGCGUUGAAAAUUUUGUAUUAAUGUUGUCCAGAUUAGUUUUCCUGUUUAAUAAAUACAGAUGCUACAAGCAACUGUAUGUAUUACUGUGACACAACUCAUGUAAGACAGACGAUUGGGUCCAGAGAAGCAUGAGACAUCUGCUAAAGCUAGAUUUAGCCUAUUUGCAAA
Molecule: messenger RNA, 2340 nt
Organism: Cucurbita maxima (winter squash)
Lineage: Eukaryota; Viridiplantae; Streptophyta; Magnoliopsida; Cucurbitales; Cucurbitaceae
Exons: 8
Coding region: 97-1974 (625 amino acids)
Source: RefSeq, a predicted model, not a curated record